AUGUGCAAAGUGCCAGCUGUUAUCCAUUGGUUUCGUUUAGAUUUACGAUUGCAUGACAAUCUUGCACUAAGAAAUGCUAUUAAUGAAGCUGAAAAUCGUAAAUAUAUUUUACGGCCAACUUACUUUCUUAAUCCAGAGAGUAUAACUGAUGUAGGCCAUAACAGGUUACGAUUCCUUAUACAAAGUUUAAGAGACCUAGACACUAAUUUACAAUGCUGUAAGGCACCAGACUUUGAGUGUCAAGAUUAUGAUGUACCAUCCAUAGAAGAAAUGGGCUUUGAUGAAUCAACAUUAUCAGAAUGUAAAUAUCCUGGAGGCGAAAUGAUGGGGACCGGAGUUCGGGUAGUUUACAAACAUGCCAGUGAUUGCAGUCUGAUAAGACAGCCA
Iphiclides podalirius (scarce swallowtail) is the source of this 387-nucleotide messenger RNA. The record is from the annotation of a GenBank genome assembly. Lineage: Eukaryota; Metazoa; Arthropoda; Insecta; Lepidoptera; Papilionidae.